Molecule: messenger RNA, 1986 nt
Organism: Astyanax mexicanus (Mexican tetra)
Lineage: Eukaryota; Metazoa; Chordata; Actinopteri; Characiformes; Acestrorhamphidae
Product: transmembrane protein 151B
Exons: 2
Coding region: 48-1706 (552 amino acids)
Source: RefSeq, a predicted model, not a curated record
GAGCUGAUGCGGGGGUCUGAGUGAGAUGUCUGAGCUGCGGAUUCAGGAUGUUGUCUCCAGAUGUGGAAAGUGAUACGACUGCGGAGGAAACGGCGCCCAGCAGCCCGAACAGCGGCGCGGACACCCCGGCCAGCCUGGAUGCGCUGGAGGAGCAAAUGCCAGUGCAGCAGUCCCUGAGUGCAUCCAUGUGCCGCGAGAUGCACUGGCGCUGUCUCCUCCUGUCUCUGCUGAUGUACAGCUGUCUGGGUGCCGUGGCCUGGUGUCAGUUCACUCGCGUCACCAAGCUGAGUUUUGACUCCUCCAGCACCUCUUCCCUGACCUCCAUCAACUCGCUCCGAGACGGAGGAGGACGCUCCAUGAUCUACCACGACAGCCCCUGCUCAGACGGGUACGUCUACAUCCCCCUGGCCUUCCUGCUGAUGCUCUACGCGGUCUACCUGAUGGAGUGCUGGCACUGCCGCGCCCGCAGCGAGCUUCAGUACAAAGCCAACGUGGACAGCGUCUACGAAAGAGUCCUGCGCAUGCGGCAGGCUCGACCGUGCGUCUGGUGGAAAGCCAUCAGCUACCAUUUCGUGCGGAGGACGCGGCAGGUCACGCGGUACCGCAAUGGGGACGCCUACACCACGACACAGGUCUACCACGAGCGAGUCAACACCCACGUGGCGGAAGGAGAGUUUGAUUACAGUCGCUGUGGGAUGAAGGAUGUCUCAAGGGACUUGCGUGGCUUGGAGAGCCACACGGCGACGAGGCUACGCUUUAGCAAGUGCUUUAGCUUUGCGGGAGCAGGACCUGAGAACGCGUACCUCAACCAAAGGGCCAGGUUCUUCUCAGAGAUUGAAGGUCUGGAUGACUACAUGGAAGCACGGGAAGGGAUGCAGCUAAAGAACGUGGACUUUAAAGAGCAUCUCAUCACCUAUGUGGAUCCUGACAGGUUACCCUGGUAUACCUCGCAGUUUUCUUUCUGGUUGACUGCUCUCCUCAUGCUUUCCUGGCCUCUUCGUGUUUUAAUAGAGUACCGCACGGCUUUUGUGCACUACCAGGUGGAGAAACUCUUCGGACUGGAGUACACCAACAGCAGUCCUUCUCCAGAGGACGCUGCUCCCGCGAGAAACGGUCGGUGUGGCAUCCCGAGAGGAGACACGGUGGACAGCACAGAGCUGGAAUGGCACAUUCGUUCAAACCGCCAGCUCAUCCCCAGCUACUCGGAAGCGAUGCUGAUGAAUUUGGGGAACUCUGGAACAGGUCAAGGCGACAAUUCGUCUUCCAGCUGCUUCUUGCUGGACGAUUACCUGACCCAGAACUAUGGAACCAUGGUACAAGACUGUGAGCACUGCUGCCAGCUUGAAGGAGGACGUCGAGCCACCAUCAGCUCCAGCUGUUCCUCCAUCUUUUCUCGCCACACCUUCCACUCGCGGGUGUCCCUGGACACCUCCCGGUUUUCCCUCUGUCGAAUGUACGGCUCCAGGCACACCGUGGGGCUGUGGAGGAGCCGGAGCAGUACGCUGACUGAGCGCUGCUGCCCGGAUGAACAGUGCUGCAGAUCCUACACCAGCCAACUCGCGCUCAACGACAGCCCUCCCAACUACCAGGACGCACGAUUCUUCCCUGUGCUCAUUGUGCACAGGCGUGAGGGCUGUGGUGAUCCUUCAGAAGUGAGGAGAUACUACGUCCGCAGGGGUUCCUGCUGUCUGGAGACUUCUCUUUGACUUAUCAAACAAAAUAAAUAAAUAAAAACACUGGUCUGAAAGAAAGUCAAUCGAACAAGAAGGACCAAAGAACUGUUCCAAGCUUUUAAGAGGAUUUUAAAAAAUCAAUGAUGGAUCAAAUCGUCGCUGUCCAAUGGAAAACACUUAUAUCAGGAGAGAGAAAAAAACUUAUAAACCUUCAAUGGAACUCAAAGUAAAAAGAGUUUAUUUCAGGUCAGUUUGAAGAGUUUCUAUUGGUCCGUUCAUCAAAAAAUGUUGGCACAGUGUAAGGAACAGUUUG